Messenger RNA from Vitis riparia (riverbank grape), 1084 nucleotides. RefSeq lists its product as uncharacterized. Gene Ontology annotation, cellular component: endosome; lytic vacuole. Gene Ontology annotation, biological process: SNARE complex assembly. The transcript has 9 exons. The coding region runs from base 65 to 871 and encodes 268 amino acids. The record is from RefSeq and is a predicted model, not a curated record. NCBI's taxonomy places the organism in Eukaryota, Viridiplantae, Streptophyta, Magnoliopsida, Vitales, Vitaceae. Gene Ontology annotation, molecular function: SNARE binding.
UCUCUUCGGGCGGGUGGACUAAGAGGAGAAGAUCGCAAUUGGGCGGCGAGUAAUCUCAGAGGAAAUGGGCGAUCUUUACGCGUUGGAUUUCGAUGGAAUUCUCUGCGAUAGCUGUGGAGAGAGCUCUCUCUCCGCUGUCAAGGCUGCUAAGGUGAGAUGGCCUGGUUUGUUUGACGGUGUGGAUUCGAAGUUGGAGGAUUGGAUUGUUGAUCAGAUGUUCAUAAUACGACCGGUGGUAGAAACUGGGUAUGAAAAUCUACUGCUUGUGAGGUUGCUGCUGGAGAUGAGACUGCCAUCCAUCAGGAAGUCCUCGGUUGUAGAGGGGCUUACAAUCGAGGGGAUAUUGGAGAACUGGUCAAAGCUCAAACCUGUCAUAAUGGAAGAAUGGGACGAGAAAAGGGAACCUCUGGUAGAUCUUUUUGGAAAGGUCAGGGAUGAAUGGAUGGAGGAUGACUUGGCCACUUGGAUUGAUGCAAAUAGAUUUUACCCAGGUGUUGCUGAUGCUUUGAAGUUUGCAAGCUCAAAGGUCUACAUCGUUACCACAAAACAGGGCAGAUUUGCAGAAGCAUUACUACGAGAGCUUGCAGGAGUGACAAUACCAUCUGAAAGAAUCUAUGGUCUGGGAACAGGUCCUAAGGUUGAAGUGCUCAAGCAGCUUCAGAAGCAAUCAGAACACCAGGGCCUGACACUACAUUUUGUUGAAGAUAGACUUGCAACCCUCAAGAAUGUCAUCAAAGAGCCUGAAUUAGAUGGGUGGAAUUUGUAUCUUGGGAAAUGGGGAUACAACACCCAGAAAGAAAGAGAGGAAGCAGCUGGCAUUAGCAGGAUCCAACUUCUUGAGCUCUCUGACUUUAGUAAGAAAUUGAAAUAGUCAUUUCUCCACUAGAUCCCUAUUUAUUUAUUGGGUACCAAUUCCAUUUACGAAUGCAAAUGACACUUGAUCUACAUUAUUACUUAUGGUGUAGUCUGAAUUAGACUGAUUAAACCCAACAUUUUUUCUUUUUCCUUCCCAAACUGUUGAAAAGAUUUCUUUGGUCUCAGAAUAAAGGGUGCCAGGAUCACUGGAGUUGCAUGUGAUAUCCUA